AUGACUAUCUCCGAACAACCCUUCCACGGCCACCCCGGCUGGCCGCUCACUCCUCCUGAUUCCUCCGAUCCACCAGCGCCGAAAGAUGUCUCCUCGGUCGUCACAGCAAUCCACGUUAUAUCAACGGAGCGAGCGGCCCUCGCCCACCUCGAGCAUAUAUACCAGACGGACGCGCGCGCACAGGCCGAUCUCGCUCGGGCCGUGGGCCAGAUUGCGCGGAGCGUGAGCGAGGGAGGAAAACUGGUCGUUUGCGGGGUUGGGAAGAGUGGGAAGGUCGGACGCAAAAUCGAGGCGACGAUGAAUAGCCUCGGUGUGUACAGUGCGUUCCUGCAUCCGACUGAGGCUUUGCAUGGUGACUUGGGAUUGGUUCGGCCGAAUGAUACGAUUCUUCUUAUUUCCUUCUCUGGGCGCUCGCCGGAGCUUUUGUCGCUGCUUCCGCAUCUUCCCGUGACUGUCCCGGUCAUCGCUCUUACUUCGCAUACACAUCCUGAGGCGUGUCCGCUUCUUGCCUUGCAUGGCCCGGCAGGGCUAGGGAUGCUUCUGCCAGCGCCUGUACAUGAGGACGAAGAGACCUCGUUCGGCGUGCGCGCGCCUACAUCGUCAACGACCGUUGCCUUGUCGCUCGGUGAUGCGCUGGCUAUUGCUACCGCCCGGAAAUUGCACACUGCGACGGGGAAGAGCCCUGCAGAGGUCUUUCGGGGCUUCCAUCCCGGUGGUGCCAUUGGGGCAGCGGCAGCAGCGACGCCGCUGACCACCCCGUCGAUCGACUUGUCAAUGGGAACGUAUGAUUCCCCGACGUCGUCGGUCUCUCUUCGGUGGGAGGAGAUCGCCAAUAUACCAUCGAUUCCUUUUACGUUACAGCCGCCGCCUGAACAGCGCAUCAUUUCUCUGGACAUACUCGUUCCAUUUGAUCAAAUUCCCACUGCCUCUGCACCUUCAUCGCACACGUCCGGCGAUGUCCGACUUCUCGAUAUCCUCCUCACAGCCAUCCAGCAUCCCAAUGCCAAAUCAUGGGUGUUUCUGUCUCCGACUGAGAUCAUUCCUCCUCGGCACCUUCGUUCUCUCGUCUCUCCUGGAGAAGAUAUGGACAUGAGUGUUUCCGAGGCUAUGGCCAGGAGUCCCGGUACUCCAUUUGUCGUACCUCGAAGCGACUGGCUUUUGGUGCCACAUUCGGCACCACUGUCUGAACUUCGGCGCCUUGCUUCCGAGUCCAGGAGUGGAUCAAACGCGAUAUCCGUGAUUGCUGUCAUGAAGGAUAUGGCAUCACCCGACAGUUGCAUAGGGGUGAUGGAAGCAGAGGAUCUGUUAAAUGCAUGA
Penicillium bovifimosum is the source of this 1317-nucleotide messenger RNA. RefSeq names its product Sugar isomerase (SIS). The record is from RefSeq and is a predicted model, not a curated record. Bases 1 to 1317 code for a protein of 438 amino acids. The transcript is spliced from 2 exons. NCBI's taxonomy places the organism in Eukaryota, Fungi, Ascomycota, Eurotiomycetes, Eurotiales, Aspergillaceae. Gene Ontology annotation, molecular function: carbohydrate derivative binding. Gene Ontology annotation, biological process: carbohydrate derivative metabolic process.